AUGGAAAACUCAAUAGUCGGAUCCGAGGAUGUUGAUAUCUCAUUAUCAACAAGUACGGAGCGAGGUAAGCGAUUUAAGUGCCAUCGGCUAGCCAAUGCAAAAAAUCUAAUUUUUAUUCUCGAACCAAUUAGAAUCCGAAGGAGCCCGUGAGAACGAUGUUCAUAUUUCUACAUCUGAAAUGGGAAUACAAGCGGAUUUUUCCGACGAAGAGAGCGAUUUAGAAAGUUAUUCAAGUGAAGGUGAGCUUGUGAUUGCCGAGAAUGAAGGCAGAAAGGAUUCGAGUGAUUCGAAGGUGCAAGAUACAGGUUCUAAGCAUUCCAAGUCUACUCAAGGCGAGGGUACCAAGACGGCAAGAAAGGCAAUUGAACUCAAGUAUAUCUAUGGCGACGAUUUGUCCAAGAAUGAUAUAGAAAGGCGUAAGUUUUGGGUCUUUCAACUGUAAUAUUGUGCAUCAAUUCAUUGUAUUGAGUACAAUUUACAUUUUAUAGACUGUGUUUUAACUGUUCAGGGGGGCAGUCGUUAACUUAUAAAGGAGAUACCUUACCAUGAGAUCAGUAAACAAUGAAGAACAAAUCUCUGUAGUAAAACGUUUGCUUGUAAAAUAUCAAAUCCACAGGGUAUCAGCCACAGCAAUUAGGAAAUGUCAUUAUUACAACUUACUACUCCCCCCUCUCCCAAUGUCAUUAUUACAACUACUCCCUGUACUCAAGUAUCCUUUUGGUACUUGUCCAGUGCAGAUAAAUUGUACAUCAUAGGGAUGCACAGGAUAUCAUAUCCAGCUGGAUAUUUUUAUAUUUAUUCAUUUUUACAUGUCUUUUAUUUAUAUUCUACUUUGUAUUUUAUAACCCAUUGACGUCCAAGACUCUUCCCUUGACGAGUAAUAUCUUCUGACGUUAGACAAGUAAAUACUAAAGUAGGGCACAUGGGGGUAUUGCGCAGGCUUACAUUCCAAUGGUCCGGACCCGACCGUUGGAAUGUUAUUAUUAAUUAAUAUUUCGUAUCUUUUGAACUUUCUUGAAUUGAAUCUCUAGUCUGUAUCAUUUACAAGCACAGCGAACCAGAAGAGUGUUAAAAAUUCAGUAUAAUAUAUAUCUAAUCAUAUUUUACAACUGUAGCACUGAGUUCAAAAUGUAAACAAUUAGCGUUGUUUACAUUACGGACGUUGUUUACAUUACGGACUUUACAUGGUCUUUAAAGUAGGGAUGAGCCGAUAAGGAAAAUUGCCGAUUACUGAGGCUGAUUAUUUAUUAUAAGCCGAUUAUUUAUUAUAACGGCAGAUUAUUUAUUAUAACUAAUCGGCCGAUUAAUCGGUACCUGCUGAUUAUUUUAAAAAGCGGUUUUAUUGUUUACAAUACACACUAUGUACAAUUAAAAUCAGCUUCAAUGUUGCAUGUCAAUAGUCAAAGUUUAGUUUUGGCAGAUUAUGAUGUAAAAACAGGAUAUUGUAAGCUAUGCGGAGCUAGUCUGCUGCGUUUUUCAGUUCUCUUGACACAAGACACAGGUUUUGCAACAAAAUGUGAAAAUCUAUUCGCUUGUAUUCAGUAUUUUAGCAUAUGGUUGGGCCAGUUGGCAGCUGCAGAAAAAGUCUUAUAGCCGAUUAUUUGCCGAUUAUCAGGCAAUAAUCGGCCAAUUACUGAUUAUUUAAAAAACGGCCGAUUAAUCAGCUUUGCCGAUUAUUUACCGAUUAAUCGGCUCAUCCCUACUUUAAAGGGUUAAUUUUGCAUGAUUUUGUCCAGGACCUUCCUGCGGUCAGUUGUUCGAAAACCGAUUAGCUUAACCCUUGGUUAACCUAAACUUCUAAGCCAACUUCCCAACAGCUUAUCUAUAAAUUUGGAAAUGUUUCUUCAGAAAUCUUGGCUGAGUCAACAAGACUUUAUUUCUCUGAAGUUUUGAAAUAAACAAAUGUGCAGAAAUAUACUGUACAAACCAAAACAGCAGGUUAAAUUUUAACCGAAGGGUUAGCACUAAUCCACCUGUGAACAACUGGCCCCUUUGGGUGAGGUUGUCUCUUGGGAGGAUUAUUAAUUAAAUUAAAUUCAAUUACCACUGGCAUCCUUUUCAGAUUAAAAAUGAUUUGAUAAUGUUAAGAAAGUUAAGGUUAAGAGAUGAUCACAGAAAGGCUGGCAGUAUUUUCAAUAUUUUCCAUGCUAAUGUUUGCAGGGCCAUAGCAAGCGGGGGGCGGGGGCUAAUAAUUGCUCAUGAGCAAUUUCAGGUAGAUUUGCAGUAGAUUUUCAUGAAAAUUCAGGUAGAUUUGCAGUAGAUUUUUAGGUAAAUUCAGGUAAUUUGGAUGGCAUAAGAAAGUGAAUUGGGAAAAAUAACUAUAUCUGUGAAAAAUUUGUUUGUAUUUUCAUCAAAAGUUUUGGCAUGUCCAGAAAAAUUUUGUUAUUUUCGGAAAAAGUUAUGAUAUGUGGGGAAAAAUAUUAAUUAGUGCAAAAUCAGGUAAAAACGUUGAGUUGGAUAAAUUCAGGUAAUUCUAACCUCCCCCCCCCCAAGACAAAGUCAUCAUGCAACGGCCCUGAAUGUUUGUAAAUGUGGAUUUAACCUUUGAAGUACAUGUAAUUGUGAGCAAGGCUUUGCAAUGUUUACUAGGCUGUGAAGUUGAUGAACACCUUCACUUUUUAAGCAAUUAAAAUUAUUAAAAUGAGGCCCGAAACUUACACAAAUAAUGUACGGUAUAUGCAGGGCCGCUGAGAGGUUGGCGGGGCCCGGAGCAAUUUUUUAGCCCUAGGCCCCUGUUUAAAAAUUAUUUCCGGAAAAAAAAUUUUUCGGAGAACAACCUCCUCCCCCCUUUAUCUCAAUUUUUUAUGCCAAAUUUCGGUACUUAGCCCAAAAAAACAGAUAUCAGGGACCCCCAGCACCUCAAGGCCCGGGCAAUUUGCCCCCCCCUCGGCGGCCCUGGGUAUAUGGCCAGAUAUCAUGGCAUAUCCAGUAUGAACCCCUAGUAUAUUGGGUCGUUCCAGAAAAGAUCCAUACUCCCCCACAGAGGAAAUUUAUACUGUCCAAAGAGGGAGGGGAGAAAAAAUCGUUUCUGAUAAUAGUAAAUGUAUUAGGACAUCCGAAGGGGUUCCGGGGAUUAACUUCCUAUUUCCUCUGUGGGGGUGGUAUGGAUGUUUUCUGGAAUGACCCAUUUCAUGUGCACCCCCCCCCCCCAGAUGUUUUUGCCAUUAGACAACAGCCAAUCUAUCUGAAAUAUGAAAAUACUUCCCAAUGUUUUGAGCAGAGGUGAUAUACUGUAGCUGCAGCACAGUGGAGUAAUCCUGGAACACUUGUAAGGGAUAUCAAGGGGUGGGGGUGGUUUAAUUACAAUGUGGGGUGGCAACAUGAUAAACAUUCAAAAUUCCAGCAUUUAUUAAUUUGGUUUCUACAAAUUCUUCAGUUAUAUAGCAGGACCUUUUUUAACUAUAUAACUGGGGGGGGGUGUGGAAUUUAGAAGUGAUGUUUGAUAUUGUAGUAACUGAAAUGUACUUGGUGAAUCUCUUAUCUUCAAAUGAUUCAAUGUCUUUUUAAAAAUGCUAACAUUGUGUUGUAAAUAUCUUAGAUUUUAAAAAUGUCAAAGGGGAUAGCAUAUCCUAGACCUAGACCCUAUAGAUAGAUUUGAGUUGUUGGAAGGCUACUGCUAUUAGACAAGUUAGUGACUGAAUUGUGGUAUUUACAGAAACUUACCAUGCACAUACUCAACUGAAUAGUAAGAAGAAAGACAAACUUUUUGUCAACAACAAAUGGUCCCUUUCUGUAGAUGGCUCCCACUGACAAAUUUUUUUAAAAAGACCCUGUUCUAUAGUGCUUUUAAAAUUUUUUAGGUUUAGACAGGCUCGAAAUUAAUGAUAUUUUAUCAUUAAUGGUAGAACUUCAAAAAUUAUCUCAUGGAUCAAAAUGAUCAAGGGAGGCCACCUACCCACCCCCCUUGCCCUUUAGUAAGGAGGGCAGGGGGGGGGGGCGAAAGUGCCCUUAUAGAUAACAUUCUAACCCAAAAAAUAUGAGGUACAACAAUUAAAAAGUAUGAAUUACGGGUGAAAUGUUCGUAAUAUUGAAAUAUACGUGAAAUUUUCUGGAAUAUUGUGUCAAAAAUUGUGUUUUCAAAUUUUUUUGCCCUUGUUUUGGUGAAUUAAGGUCCUGGAAAAAUUUUCGGAAACGAAAUAUUAAUUAGUGAUUGCCCUUACGUCAACAUUGCCCCCCCCCCUGUGCCCUACCCUCACUCCGGCGUCCCUGGGUGGGUCAAUCCAACCUUGAGCAUUAUCAGUGAUACUAAUUAUACUGUAAGUCUCAAAAAUACCACAAUCAUCCCCCAAUCAACCCUCGUUAUAACCCCUGCACAUUAUUUUGCUGAUUUUGCUAUUCAACUAAAAAAAUUUAAUUUGUCUUUUGAUUGGUUAGUGCUAAUACACCCUUUCGAUAAUUACGUCACAAGCACUUUUUGAUCUUGGAGCCUCACUUUCAUUAGUGAUCCGAAUCACAUUUCAGAAUGUAAUACAAAUAUACAGAAAACUACAACAAAUACCAAUAAUAUAUGAAGCAAGUAUGGAAUAAGGUCAGGGCCAUGACUACUGGUGUGUGUGUAUGGGGUGUAACGCCCCCAAAGAAAAGUCAUAGAAGGGGGCCCCAAUUUCCCCAGAGGAGGCCCCGAAAUGCUGGAAUUGCGAAACGUUAAAUAUUAAGGAAUGUUGUGAAAAAUUGCGGCCGAAAAAGCUCUGAAAAACGUAUUUUUAACCCCCCCUCCCCAUUAUCCAAAAACAUUUUGGAAGGAAGGGGGCCCAAACUUUUGAGUCCCCCCCCCCCAACCUGAUAUCGCUCGGCACGUCCCUGAAUAAGGUAACAAUUAAAAGUACUGUCAAUGUCUAUUUUUGACAGGCAAAGACAGAUAGAGCUAAACAUGUAGGAAAAAGUUUAUAAAAUUAAUGAGGGUGCCAAGUUUGGAAAUGAGGCAAUUAUUUCAUGUUUUUUUGCAGCCAGGAAUGGGAGAGAGGGCUCCAAUUUUUAUAUCCAAAACACUGUGAUUGCCACUAUAGCUAUUAAAAUUUCUCUAUUUUUAGAACUCCACAGAUUUAUUUACAAAUAGGACUGGCUUUGUUCUGUUUUUUCCACAGGUGCAGAUCUAGCUGCAUUUGGUAACAAUUUUUUAUUUACAAUCAUGUAGUUAGCAAAGCGGAUGUCCUUGUGCCACCAGGAUUACUCAUUCAAAAUUCAUCGAUUCCUGAUGCCGGUCAUGGUGUAUUUGCUAACUGCGAAAUACCAAAACAUGAAUUCUUUGGUCCAUAUCUUGGCAAAAUUAUUGAAGCAAAGGAUGCAAAGAACUAUGAGGAAUCACAUUAUAUAUGGGAGGUAAGUUUGUUUUGUACAGAUAGAUUAUAGAACCUAAAUUGACAUGUCAUUGACGAUUAUACAUCCUUCCAGAAGGUACGCCACUUUGGCUAAAACAGCCUCGUUUUUGUGAUUGAGACAUUAGACUUUGACUAAUUGUCACAUACGCGAAAAGGAGACUCUAUGACUAUAUAGCCAAAGUGACGUACAAUUCGCGAAAUAUUAUAUUAUAUUACCUCAUUUUUGUUGCUGCAAACCCAGUCCUUUAAAUUGUGUUGGCUUAAAUUGAAUGUUUUAAUUUAAAUUUAGGUAGGCUUUGUAGGAUCUUUAUUACAGCUUUGUUAUACAGAUAGAUACACAGACACAGUUGAUUUAAAAGUGUUUACUUUUAGUGGCGUUUGCCUCCCCCCCCCCCCUAUUUUGUUUUGCACUGAAAUAAUCGAUAUUAAUAGUUUACAUUGUAAAACAUCUUUUUUGUCAGUGAAUCCAAUUUUUGUGGUGAUUUGUGGCCCUAAACAGCCGCUGCAAAAGUGUCUUUCGAAGGCUUUGUUCAUGUUGUUUAUGUUUUUAAAUAAAGCAAGUGGAGGCCGAAAACCCAGGCCGCUGAAAACCCAGGCAGUUCUCGCGCAUGCGCAGACAAUUUUCCCACCUGAUCUGGCCAGAAAAAAACUGAAGGCUAACACAAAUUUGAUAUAUCUCAGAAUCUGAGAAACAUCACUGUGAAAUAUCAUUUCCAUGUCUGUGAGUUCGUUUGCUGUUGUCGUUGCGUUGCCAUCCUCGUGCAUGCUUUAGGUCGCUGUAUUUAUACGCAAACGGUUGAUUGACUGAAAGAUAAAAUGGGGAAGUUGACAAAGGAUAAAAAUAAACGCAAACAGCGGACAAAAGGAAAAAUAUCAAACGUGCAUAUGCGCGGGAUAUAUUCCGUUAUACCUGACCAAUAAUUUCCCGAAGUUCACUAUUUGACUGAGUAUGUAUAUUAAUAAGGCUAUAAGAAAUGUUACUUAUUCCAGUCUCAUUCCCAAUCGCCUUAUGGCAUCAUUUGAUAUUUUACCAUAUUAAGACAUGCAUCACUCUGUAGAAUAGAAGGAAUACAAAAAUUUUUGUUUGAUCAUAUCUAUUAUUUAUUGGUGUUUGGACUCUGCCUCAUCUUUGCUCGGUUUUCUCUUAGGUAAAAGAUGACUUUGGUCAACUGAUCCAUCUUAUUGACGGAAGCGAUGCUUCUCAAUCGAAUUGGCUAAGAUAUGUAAACUGUGCGAGAACAGUCGAGGAACAAAAUAUUCAACCAGUCCAAUAUGAAAACAGCAUAUAUUACAUGGCGACGCAAGAUAUUUCGCCUAAGGAAGAGUUGCUCACGUAUUAUGGACAAAAAUAUGCCAAGAAACUAGGAUUGGCAAUUCAGAAGAACGACCGUAAGUCUAAUAUAUCGUAUAAUUUACUUUACGGAUCGAUGUUGUUAUAUAAGGUUUAAUAUUAUACCCCAAAUUCAAAGUGUCCAAUCACAAAGCUAAGUUUGUGCCACGUGAGCUUGAAAUUUAUCAUCGAAUCACGCCUUACGUCAUCGUAUUUUACGUAGCGGGUGAUUUCAAUCCUAUCACUCGGGGUGAUCGAUUUGAUCAUAUCACCCGGGUGAUAUGAUUCGCGUAAGUUUUCCAUCCAACUCAAGCAAACCAAACAAAAUAGGCUACAACGAAAAAGUAAAGAAAAUUAAUAUUUAAUCGUAGCCCCCUCCGCAGGUAACUCUUGAAACGCCACAAAUAAAUUCAUAGUUGGGGGAUAGUUGAGGUCAACUAUCCCUUAACUAUCAAAUCAACUAUCCCUGACUAUCCCUCAUGUGUUUCAAUAGUUGCCUGCGGAGGAGGCUAAUUUCAUUGUAUUUAUAUAUAGAAAAUGAAGCAUUCCAAUGUCGUCAUUGUAGCAAGACCUACUCGAAUGCGGCAUGUCUGAUUGGCCACUUGAAAUACAAAUGCAACAACGGCCAACAACGUAGCAUCUUCAUGCCACAACCGACAGAUCGCGUGAACCCGUUCAAAGUGGAUAUCCCGGAUGAUGUGGUCGUUCGUGAGAACGAGAAAAUGAAGAAAUUCCGCUGUCCAACAUGUGAUAAAAGAUUCAUACGCAACUACACGCUUCAGUGUCAUAUGUUGAUACAUAGUGGAAAGAAAGAUCACGUGUGCGAAACGUGCGGCAAGGCGUUUACCUUAGCCAAGCAUCUCCAGCGUCAUAGUCUCAUUCACUCCGGCCUCAAACCUUACAAAUGUCACUUGUGUGGAAAAUCGUUUACCCAGCAAGGCAGUCUACAGGCGCACAGUCGAACACAUACUGGAAUCAAACCGUACAAGUGCGAAGUUUGCGGGCGCGCAUUUGCCCUGCAGUCUCCACUCCUGUCUCAUAUGAAGACGCAUCAGGAUGAGAAAGCGUACAAAUGUUCGACAUGUGAUAAGGAAUUUACACACCGUAAUACGCUUGUACGUCAUGAGCUUGUACAUUCAGGGGCGCGCCCUUACACUUGUUCUGUAUGCGGCAAAUCGUUUACCCAAACCAAUGAUCUGAAGCGUCAUAGCCGUAUACAUAGCGGGAUCCGACCGUACCAAUGUCAUAUUUGUGGCAAAGCUUUCACUGUUGAGUUUACCUUAGUUUGCCAUGUCCGAACUCACACUGGUGUCAAACCGUACUCCUGUGAUUAUUGUAGUAAGACUUUCACCCAACCUGGCGCGCGGUUGAAGCACAUUCGAAAGAUUCAUCCCGAUAAACCGUUGCCGCCAUCAGCAAAAGGACGAAACUCGCGUGGCCACGGUAACGCUGAGAAGAAUGACGAGGAAGAAACGAAGGAAGAUGAAAAUGUUUUGAACACCGAUGGUGGUCUGAGUAAGACGCUUGAAUGAAAUUAUUGACGAAUAAUUAUAUUUAAUGAAUUAAUAAAUGAUAAUGAAUAAAAUAAAUGCAUAUGAAUAUAAUAAAUUAUGCAUUUGCUGUGUUUUGGUUUUACGUAUUAAUUGGGCGUUAAAGUUGACUGAGUUGCCGGGGCCUAUUUUAGUGUGCAGUAUUGAUUGAAAAGGGUACAGCUGUAUUGAAUGUGAAAGUGUGCAGCAUUGAAAAGUUAAUUUUUAGCUGAAGGUAUUAAAAAACAGUGCUACAACGUCGAACAAUGGCUUAAAGUAAGUGGGGGUGUGCUAAUCAAUCAUCCCCACUUGCACCUGAGAGCUAAGCUGAAUUGCGAAGGACGUAGCUCAACCUGAUCCAGUCGAGGCUUACUAAGGGCGCCUCUGGCAGCCACCUCAUGACUCAUGUCUGAUCAGGCGGCUAAUCCCAACCCACCUGUCAACAUUCCCUGUGGGAGAAAACCGAAGAACCCGGAGAAAACCCACGACUUUCGGCAGCCUCGUUUCCAGGCUCUUCCCAGUUUAGACCCUGUCUACGCCACUUCAGAAGUUCUGAAAAACUGAACGUUUAUUUAAACUCUUGGAAUACUAUCCUCGUCUGUGAGUUUAUCCGAAAUUUUGUGAACUAUUUAAAAACUGAUGUGACUGUCUGAAAUCUAUUGCGAAUUGCUAUAACUUUCUAAACAAUUUGCGUUGUCGGGUAUUUACUCUUAGUUGAAAAUAUCAGGCACGCACUAUGGACUUAUUUAGAAGCAUUAUUGUCUAUUGAGUUCUUGUCUUUCAAUAAUGCACUAUUCUUUAAUAAUACUGUGGGCUUGUGGCUAAUAUACUAUAAAUUCAAAUUAGAACAAUAUGUUAAUUUCUAACGAUCUACUUUCUUGAGACACCUUGUGUACUAUUUUUUACAUAGUUGCUCGGCUUCGUGCUAUUACCAUGCGUCCAACUAUUAAAUUUUGCUGUUACCAUGCGUCCAACUAUUAAACCGAACGCUUUGCUUUCACCAGUUCACUCGUACCGUGCACUCCUUAAAAUAGUUGGCUUUUCUUGUCAAACACAAAUACUACAAAAGUCCAUCCCAGAACAUAGGCACCCCCACAAAUAUUUUUUGAAUGUGGGCCUCUGCUUAUGUAUAAUAUUCGAUGCAUCAUUUUGUUAGUCCGUUAGUUUGUUGGUCUGUUAGUUUGUUUGGAAUCAAGCCUUGGUAUAUGUUCAAAAAAUAGUAAUGUCUUUUUCGCAUACUUCAGAGCACCAUCAUCAAAGACAGCCACAUCAGUAUUUUCCGGAAUGUCCGCCUUAUUUUGGGAAAUUCCGCGAGGUUCCGUCACAUUCUGACAUGUCCGCGCAAAAUAUUUCGAGACUGAAUAAGCAAGCUAGAUAUGGAAAAUUGGUAAAGGAAUAUACAAUUCCAAAAGUUCUUUCAAAUGAGACACACUUAACUUUUAUUGUGAUAUCCUUUUAUAAAGGCGUGUUUUAAUUCCUUUAGUUCACAGCAAGUUAAUCUUCUAGUUUCCUUUUUGUUGUUUUGGGUUUGUUUCCUAGCCUGCGUGCAGCAUCAACCCGAAUUUGAGGCUACAUGUACGCAGGAUAUUUGUUUCCGUGCUCCCGUUUUAGUUCGUUUCAUUUAACUCAUUUCAUCUGGUUCUGUUUCGUUUCCGAAAUAUAUACGCCCACUAAACUGGCCCCCUUUGUCAAGGACACUUAAGGCGUUUUUUUAAUACCAUGGACUGGUGCCCCACUGGGCCCCCUCCUCUGCCCCACAACUGAAGAAAACAAAUGGCCUAUUGCCCCAAAAAGCCAGGGCCCUAGGACCUGUAUUGAGUAAAUGAGUAAUAAUGUUGAAAAGAAAGUUUAAGAAACAAAAUUUGUUGUUGAACAUUUGUUUGAAAGUUUAGCAUGCAAUUUAUUACAAAUUUCACCAUAAAAUCUUUGUUCUGAGAAGCUGAGAUAUUUAUAAAAUAUGUUCUCAGAAUGCAGGAAAUGCUAUUGCAGAGACCCAAAUUUUAAACAUUUCCUGGGGGGGAGAGGCGCCCAGAUCCCCCAACUGAGUCGUGCCUGCGGUACUCGGCUCACACUUUUGGUGAUCGCAUACUAUAUCCUUGGGGGAGAGCAAGGAAAAUUGGCCCUUUGGCAGUUUUGCCCCACCACUAAGGAAUCCUUAAAAAAUGCACUGAGAACACUGAUGCUUCAUUGACGCAAUAAAAUUACACAACUCUAUUUUGUUGCAAUGCAUUUUAAUAUUUAGUAUUCUACAUUACCCAGGGGCGGAUUCAGACCGUUGCAACCGUAGCAUAUGAUACGGUCAGAUUUUCCCUGAGAUAUAUUUUUCCAGGUUGUACCUUUUUUAAAGUUAUUAAAAACUAAAACGUUAUACUAUUUUUAAUUGCCGUUAUUUUCAAUUUUUCAUUGCAACUUGGUGCAAUUUUUUUUUAAUUUACUAAAUCAUAUUGAUACAAUUUUAUCGAGUUUUUAUUUCAUUUUGGAUAAUUAAAUUCUGGUUUUUCUCAAAUUUCCGCCCGAAAUACUGCCUGUAUUUGCGGGUUUUGCACUAGUACUAUAUCACAUCGUUCUGAAGUCGUAGCAUUUGCUUCAUUGUGAUUGGCUUGCUUCGUCUAACCGUAGCAAACCAAUCAUAGCGUUGUAUUUUGAAAUUUUUGCAGUGGUCAGAUUGAAACUGACCGUUGCAAAAAUUCGCAAAUACGGCGUGCUGAUUGGUUUGCUACGGUCAGACGAAGUAAGCCAAUCAGAAUGAGGCAAAAUGCUACUGUUUGCAAUAGUCGCAUCGACUUCAGAGCGAUGCUGGCUUGUUAUUGUCGUGUCGGCUCCUCGUUGUAAUCGAAUAGUCGGUAAAUGUUAAUCGCCGCUCGUUCCAAGGAGAAAGAUAUGGUGGCUUCUACAUGACUCCACGAUCUUCUGUGUAUAAUGAACGAAUGUAAACGUGUUUCAUUUAACGAAAAGGUGCGCGAAAGAAUUCUGAUCGAAAGCUUUUGGUGUGCGAUUAUUGGCAUAAUUUGCAUUUCCCGCGAUGUGAACUGUGAAGACAGCGCUGUUUGAAUCACCUCCAUGUCAGGUCAGUCUCAUGAAUAGUAUAUUAAAUAUGUAAAUAACAUAUCGAAUUUUACACAGUUCAUGCGUCUCGAAUAUAUUACCAUAUAUUUGCUGAUGAAACGUAUCAUUAUAAAAAUGCAGAACAAUAUCAAUGGCCACUCACACUAUUUGAUAGCCAUUGGCAUGCCAUGUGUGUUUAUAUUAAGAAAUAUGUUAGUUAAUCUCCUAUAUAUUUUAUAUCUUAGACUUUGUUCAUGUAAUUAUUAGUUGUAGACCUGUAGUCUAUAAAGACUAGUGAGUAGUGUAAAUGAAAUUUAUAGAAAUAGUACACUCCGAUAUAUUAUAUUGUAGUUUACAUGUAUACUAACAGAGUUUAGAAUUACAACAGCUGAGCCUGCUUCCUGGGAUAACAUCAUAAAUAUAUGGUUAGAUGUUUCAAAUCCAUGUAUUGUAUACCUUACUUGUAUUAAAAUUCGCUCGUAUACUCAUUUUCGAUCAUGCUUUAAAUUCGCGCAUUCCAAUUUCGCGAAACUUGUUCGCGCAGCUUUAAAUUCGCGCAAGUAAUUUUCCGUGUUGGUUCCUUUUGGUUUGAUUAAUAGAACUAUAACAACAAAUACUUCAAUAUUUGUCAAAACAAAAUUCAUGAUAACAGUAAAGCCUGGUUCACAUAUGCCUGCGGCAUGCCUGCGACUGUAUCAUUAUGCCUCUACUUGCCGCCGAAAUACCGGCAAAGUUGAACUGAAGUCUCAAGUCAACUUUCCCGGCCUACCGCCGAUGUAACUGUGGCACUGGAGGCAAUCGGCGAACAAAUGUUCACAUAAUUUACGUUUUAAAGCUACCAUCGGCAUCGUCGCCGGUACGUCGCAGGCAUAUGUGAACCAGGCUUAAAGCGUAUAAAGUUCAAACUUCAAAAUGUAUGGUUGUCAUUUGCCUAAUACAAUAACAAUAACAAUAACUAAUUUUAUUAGCAUCCCAUAUAUUAUAGGUUCGUAUAUGGUAUUGCCUUACAUUAUAUUAUUUACUAACAACGAGUGAAUAUUACACCGCAAAGCUUUUCGCGUGGAUUAUAUUUCCCGCAGUACUAAAAUUUGCGCACCCAGCUCUGCGCGAAUUCCUGCAGUAUUGCUCGAAUUUUAGUACAAAUAAACAUAUACAAAUAAACAUUUUUUUUAAUUGCCGUUGUGCUGCUGUUUCAAGAUGAUCUACAAAUAAACAUUUUUCCUAUAACUUGGAGAUAAUCUAUAUACAGUACAGAAAAGAUUUCAGUUUCCUGACUGCCAUAAGUUGUCCUGCUGUUUCGGGAUGAUCUAUAUAUGCUGCUGCUUAGCCAGAUAAACAUUGUCCCUAACUGUCGUUGGGCCGCUGUUUCAAGAUGAUGUACAUUUGAAAACUUUCGAACUACUGUUAUCUUACUUUUUCAAGAUAAUCUGUUGUUCGAAGUGGUAUGUUGAUGAAUAAAUUUUGUAACUUUUGUGCGUUUUUUUUCUGACUUUGGUGUGAAAAACAGCCACUUUUCUACAAAUUUUAAAUCUAAUUUCGAUGCUCAGAAUGCAGGAAAUGGUACUUGCGGGCUUCAAAUUUCAAAAAUUUUCUGGGGGGGCAUGCCCCCAAACCCCCCUAGGUAGGGCGUGGCCUUCGGUCCCGCAUGUUGAUUUCAUCUAAAAUGCUACGGUCAGAUUGAGACGCUGAAUCCGCCCCUGGCAGAUCACCUAUCCAAUUUGAAUGCAGUGUUGACGCGACUGUCUGGAGCGGGCCUAAGAUUGAAGAAGAUCAAAUGUUGUUUCAUGGAAUCAGACGUGACAUAUUGUGGCUAUGGGAUAAACAAGAACGGAAUCCAUCCGGUGGUCGAAAAAGUCGAAGCCAUCACGAAAGCACCAGAGCCAGAGAACAUUAACCAAUUACGAUCAUUUCUUGGAAUGAUAAACUACUAUCACAGAUUCUUACCAAAUGUGGCAACGAUCCUAGAGCCACUACACAGACUACUACGACAGGGAACCAAGUGGGAGUGGGGAGAAGAGCAAAAGGCGGCAUUUGACUAUGCAAAAGAGCUCCUACAGUCAGCUGAGUUACUCAUCCAUUUUGAUCCGACCAAGCCGUUAAUCUUAGCGACAGAUGCAUCGAAUUACGGAGUUGGGGCCGUUUUGUCACAUGUAUUUCCUGAUGGGACAGAAAAACCGAUAGCGUAUGCCUCAAGGUCUUUAAACGCAGCUGAGAGAAAUUAUUCGACAAUCGAAAAGGAAGCAUUGGCCACGAUUUUCGGCGUUAAGAAAUUUCACAAAUUUCUUUACGGACAGUCAUUUACCAUCAAAACAGACCAUAAGCCAUUAGAAGGGUUAUUCAGCGACAAAAAAGGAGUCGCCACUCAGGCAGCACCACGAAUUCAAAGAUGGGCCCUCACUCUAGCAGCAUACGAGUACAAGAUACAAUAUAAUGCCGGGAAAAACAAUGGGAACGCAGAUGCAUUGAGUAGACUACCCCUACCAAAGAUGCCACUGUCAACGCCACAGCCAAGUGAAACAAUCCUCCUGAUGGAACAUUUGGAGGAAACACCAGUCAACAGCAAUCAGAUAAGAGAGUGGACCAAACGAGAUCCAGUUAUGUCAAAAGUCCUUCGUUUCACAAUGCAAGGUUGGCCAGAGUCCUAUGAUUCCACAACAUUUAAAUCUUACCACAACAAAAAGUUUGAGUUAAGUGUGGAGGAUGGCUGUUUACUCCGGGGUACGAGAGUUAUCAUUCCACCCCAGGACGAUCAAAGAUCUUAA
Paramuricea clavata is the source of this 13984-nucleotide messenger RNA. The record is from the annotation of a GenBank genome assembly. NCBI's taxonomy places the organism in Eukaryota, Metazoa, Cnidaria, Anthozoa, Malacalcyonacea, Plexauridae.